AUGUUCUACUCAAACGUUGCUAGACCUCGAGCGAAAUUCCAAUUGUGGUUACUCUUCAUGGGGCGACUUGCUACAAAAGAUAGACUCACCCGAUUUGGUGUGAAGCUUGAAAAGAGCUGCACUUUCUGUCUUGAAGAUGAAUCAAUUGAUCAUCUUUUCUUUUCUUGCAGGAAAACAAACACCAUAUGGCAGACCAUUCUACAAUGGAUUGGUUACUCGAGAACCCGUAGGCAAUGGUCUGAAGAAAAGAGAUGGCUGAUACAAGAGAGUAAUAGAAAAGGUUGGAAGCGACAAUUGCUUAAAGUGGCAUUGGCUGAGACGAUUUAUUUCCUAUGGAAAGCUAGGAAUGAUCAUAUUUUUAACCAAAUUGACAUAGGCAGUGAGCUUACUUCUAGCAUUAAGACUAGUAUAGUAACUAGAAGUAGCCUAUCUAAACAUCUUAGAGGACAUGUUAAUGUAGGCAAUAUGAGUAUUAGCUAG
Vicia villosa (hairy vetch) is the source of this 480-nucleotide messenger RNA. RefSeq lists its product as uncharacterized. The record is from RefSeq and is a predicted model, not a curated record. Lineage: Eukaryota; Viridiplantae; Streptophyta; Magnoliopsida; Fabales; Fabaceae. The transcript has a single exon. Bases 1 to 480 code for a protein of 159 amino acids.